Molecule: messenger RNA, 1403 nt
Organism: Salvia miltiorrhiza (redroot sage)
Lineage: Eukaryota; Viridiplantae; Streptophyta; Magnoliopsida; Lamiales; Lamiaceae
Exons: 7
Coding region: 184-1368 (394 amino acids)
Source: RefSeq, a predicted model, not a curated record
UUAAAAGUGCAAAAACUGCAGUAUUCAAGCACAAUUCUAUGGAAAUAUUUGUCUCCAAACCAAAAAAGAAAAUUUACUUAGUUUCUACACAUUACUUGAACAGAAACAAGAUUUAAUUUAAGAAUCUUUGAAGCCACCUUGUUUUUUUGGCAAGAGGAGAAAAAACACUAAUUCACUUAGAAAAUGGGAUUCAAAUAUCUGGUGAUUUUAGUGUCAUUACAAACUGUUUUAUGCAGCAGAAUGGUGGAAACUACCCUUCCCAAAAACCAUGCAGUUUUGAGCAUUCAGAGUGAAGAUGGAGAUAUCAUUGAUUGCAUAGAUAUCUACAAGCAGCCAGCUUUUGAUCAUCCAGCAUUAAGGGAUCACAAAAUCCAGAUGAGCCCGAGCCAGAGCCAGAGCCCGAGCCACCACGUAGAGAUGCAGCCGGACGCGAGCAGAGGCUCUCCUAAAACUGUGACAACACAAAUAUGGCAUAAAAACGGGAGCUGCCCGAAGGGGACAAUCCCCGUUAGAAGAGCAGAGGGGAAGCAUCUUCCCAACUACGGGAGGAAAAGGGCCGUGUUUUCUCACCACAGCUCGCAGGCUAAUGACAGCAACGGGCAGCAUUGGCUGCGCCAUAACUACUCAUUGGCAAUACUGCAUACAGAAGGGUAUGCCUACAUAGGAGGUAAGGCAGAUAUAAAGGUUUUCACCCCAUAUGUGGAGCUGGAUGAUGAGUAUUCGACAUCAAGGGUGGCGCUCAAGACCGGCCCUUACUACGACUUUGAGGCCAUGGAGUCGGGAUGGCAAGUGAAUCCAACUGUGUAUGGAGACAGGCAGACGCGGCUGUUCGUUUAUUGGACAACUGAUGCAGCCAAGGAAACAGGCUGCUUCGACCUGACCUGCCCCGGAUUCGUCCAAACGAGCAACGAGAUAGCCCUUGGUGCAGCAAUAUAUCCCAUUUCAGAUCCCAAUGGACUCCCAUAUCAAAUAGUCAUCUUCAUUUACAAAGAUCCGUACACGGGCAACUGGUGGGUGGAGUACGGGGAGCAGAUCAACAUCGGUUACUGGCCGCCUGAAGUGUUUGCAAGGCUGAGAGUUCAUGCUGAGACUGUCCAAUGGGGUGGUGAGGUGCACAGCUCGAGAGUCGGGGUGAGCCCACACACGGCGACUGCCAUGGGCAGCGGGCAGUAUCCCGUCUUCAUGGCUCAUAACUGUGGGGAAGUGAAUAGGAUGAGAGUGCUGAUAGGCAAUGUUUUGAAGUUUCCAGAUUGGGCAUUUGAGUAUGCUGAUGAGUAUAGAUGCUAUGAUGUUUAUUACAUCCAUGAUUAUGUUUUUGAUCCUGAGUUUUACUAUGGAGGGCCAGGUAAAUCUUAUGGCUGCCCUUGAAUAUAUAUAUAUAAUCUCAAAAAUUUGACAGAUUU